Messenger RNA from Xenopus tropicalis (tropical clawed frog), 1222 nucleotides. It is a transcript of the gene mog, whose product is annotated as myelin-oligodendrocyte glycoprotein-like. NCBI's taxonomy places the organism in Eukaryota, Metazoa, Chordata, Amphibia, Anura, Pipidae. The record is from RefSeq and is a predicted model, not a curated record. Bases 138 to 1121 code for a protein of 327 amino acids. The transcript is spliced from 10 exons. Gene Ontology annotation, cellular component: membrane.
ACCCCCUCCCCAUGUCAGGCUGCUUCUCUUAACCAAUUGCUGUUGCUCAGUCUCUAAAGGGAAAGUGAAACUGCCAGAAUUUUCUCUUUAUCCUGGAACCCGAGCGGAAAAAGCAACAGCAGGGCGGCUAAAGAACAAUGGCUGGGCUCAAAAAAAUUCCCAUCUUUACAUUUAUGGCUAUUUUAGCAACUCUUCAGCCUUCAUUUGCACAGUGGUUUAAGGUUAUUGCCUCUCACACACCAGUUAUUGCCCCUGUGGGCAGUGAUGCAGAUCUGGGCUGUUACCUGGUACCUGCAGGCAGCGCUGAGAGUAUGACAAUCAAGUUCCAUCGGGGAGACCCAAACUCCUAUGUUUACGUGUAUAACAAGAGACUGGAUGACACUGGUAAUCAGGACGAAGAGUAUAAGGGGAGGACGGAGUUUCUGACAGAGAAUAUCGGACAAGGACAAGUCACUGUGAGAAUAAAGAAUUUUCAGCCGUCGGAUAUAGCAUUCUACACCUGUAUAUUUGCUUCUGAUGAUCACGUGGACUUUGCAACACUGGAGCUAAAGGAGGCUCCACCAGCAGAUUCCUUGACUGGUGGGCAGAUUGUAGGAAUAGUCGCUGGGAGCAUUGCUGCUGCUGUUGCUGCUGCUGCUGUUGCCUUGGGUUGGUGCCACUUUAAGAACAGAAGAAGAGAUAAGGAACUAGCUCAACUGAGAACAGAACUAAAAAACGACUUAAAACGAGAAAGAAUGAAAGAACUAAUACGAGAUGCUGGCUACCCGUGCGGUCGGUGGCUCAUCACACCGAUUCACAGGCCGCGUUCACUGGCGGAUCGUGCUUUUAACCAAGCACAUGUGAGAGCGCGGUCUGUGAUUGAGCGGACAUUUGGGGUCCUAAAAAGCUGGUUCCGCUGCCUGGAUAAGUCAGGAGGCAGCCUAAUGUACAGCCCCACCAAAGUUGCCAACUUUGUCGGUGCUUGUGCUGUACUGCACAAUCUGGCGAACCGGCACGGCUUACCAGGCGAUGUGGCCGAUGACCUGGAGGACCCCAUCCAUCCACCAGAUCCUGUCCAAAGUGCGGAUGCCCGAGGGAGUCAAGUCCGGGGACAAAUCAUUUACUUCAAUUACUUUGCCUGAUGGCCCUGUGGGGAGUGGGUCCCAGACGAGGAGCGUCCACCUUUGGAAAAAAAGAAGAAAAAAGUUUAUUUAAUUUUUUGUUAUCUUCAUGAUGCAAAACA